UUGGAAUUUUCCCAAGUAAUUAUUGUUAUCUGGAUAUAUCUUCGCUACAUGUAGCGGCACAGCCAAUAACCAUCUUCUACCCUGCAAGAAAAAUGAAUGCGGGAUCUGCAACUAAGUCAGAUAGGCUCAUAGACAUUGAAAGACUUCAAUAAUUUGCAAGAAGCUUACCAAGAAUCGACUGCGACGUCCAGGUGUCAGUGAUUGGAUGGCGGACUUGGCUUGCGUCCUGCUUCUGAAAUUUUAGUUUAGUUUCCUCUCACCGGCUAUUGCCCGCUUAUGUUUCUCCAGCUUCUGCGGUAGUUUGAGCUCUGGCGGAAUCAAGCUAGCAUGUUGCUUCGUCGACUUUCCGCAAAGUUUGCUGCUUUGGCGAGACCCUUUUGCAGUAACACCAGAUGUGAUCUAGCCGGAACCAUUGCCGAACUGAAUAAGGAAAUGGAAGUUGUUUUUGGUGAGCGGCCAUCAAAUGGAUUUGGCACUUCUACGGCGGAUGGCGUUAUGGCACAGGAAACCCAAUUUACCUCUCAAGGAUCUGAAGUGGGUUUAGGUGGCUUGACGCAUGUCGGCAAUACAGGAGAAGCUCAAAUGGUCGAUGUUUCUCCCAAAGUAAUUAGCAAGCGAACUGCCACUGCCAGCUGCAAAGUGAUGCUGGGGAAGAAGGUGUUCGAUUUGGUGUCCGCCAACCAGAUGGCCAAGGGAGAUGUCCUGAGCGUGGCCAAGAUCGCGGGGAUAAGUGGGGCGAAGCAUACAAGCAACCUCAUUCCGCUGUGUCACAACAUCACACUGACUCAUGUUCGCGUUGAUCUGAAGCUGAACCCUGACGACUUAAGCGUGGAAAUAGAAGGGGAAGCUACGUGUUCCGAGAAAACCGGGGUCGAGAUGGAAGCAAUGACAGCUGUGACCAUCGCUGGUCUUACAGUAUAUGAUAUGUGCAAGGCUGCUUCAAAGGAUAUCCAGAUUUCAGACGUGAGACUUGAGCGCAAAACUGGUGGGAAGAGCGGGGAUUGGUCUAGAGGAAAGUGAUGGUAUUUGGAGGGAUACAUCCAGGCAAUGCUUCAUUUUGGCGCUCAUAUAAUGAACAUUGGUAAGAUUGCCACUGAUUCUCUGUUUUAUAGCCAACCUUUUCUUUUACAUCUUAAUGUCGUGGACUGCAAGGAUGGGAUGAAUCAUCAAAGUCGCGGUGUCCCUGUACGAGGAGCUGCUUGUAUCUUAGGAUUGCUCUGCAUGGUGACCUCAUAGUGUCCCUGUACGAGGAGCUUCUUAUGUGUGAAGGGAAGGGAACUCUGUUUUAUACACUCAUAGCAGAUUCUUGCUCAGGAUCAAGUUUUAGGGUUGUUGGCAAUUCAGUCCAUUCGUUCUUUGUUUCUUUAGACAUAUAUAUCCUCUAAUAAUGUGACGGACCAGAUUAACUCCAGCGUGAGCGCAAAGACCUCCUCCUUUGUUGCUAGAUAUACCAAAUCAUUUGGUAAAAAACGUUUGUGUAAAUUACUUUUCUUGACCAUAACACUAAUUUUAGGGUGAAUCUCCAGUUGAGCAACGAUUGAACCUAUAAAACGUUGAAGUAGGAAGUUUUCUUA
This is a messenger RNA of Syzygium oleosum, 1574 nucleotides long. RefSeq names its product cyclic pyranopterin monophosphate synthase, mitochondrial. The coding region runs from base 328 to 1020 and encodes 230 amino acids. Gene Ontology annotation, biological process: Mo-molybdopterin cofactor biosynthetic process. The record is from RefSeq and is a predicted model, not a curated record. The transcript has 3 exons. Lineage: Eukaryota; Viridiplantae; Streptophyta; Magnoliopsida; Myrtales; Myrtaceae.